UCUCUCUCUCUCCGUCUCAGAAGCACAGGGCGGCCGACAGACGCAGAGGCAGGUCUCCUCACUGCAGCUCCAGGUCUAUAUCUUCCUAUCUGAGCCACUAUGAACCUUGUGAACACCAGCCAGUGGUUCCUGACGCAGCCCUCUCCCAGCCCAGCAGGACCCAGUAAAGGACUGGGCUGUACUAAUACCUGGCAGGCAGAGACAGGUCGCAUCACUCAGAUGGUAAUCACCAUACUCAUCUUCCUGGUGGGCGUGUCCUUGAACAGCCUAGUGGUGUACGCGUUGGCCUGGCGUGGGCGUGGCCGCCUGACGAGGCGUGGCAGCUUGGGCAAAGGGGAGACGCGUGGCGCCAGCAGCUUCCGUGUCUACGUAGUGAACCUGGCGUUUGCUGACCUGGUUCUCCUCCUCCGCACCCCCCUGAUGCUGGCGUACCUGGCCCACGGCUGUAGCUGGCCCAUGGGGAAACUGGUCUGCCGCCUGGUGGUAUUCCUGAGAGGCCUGGGGCUAUACGCUGCGGCCUUCCUGCUGUGUGCCGUGGCUGUGGAGAGAUGUCUGUGUCUCCUCAGGCCGGUCUGGUCCAGUCUGAAGCGUCCUCGCUGGGCGGUUCCUCUGGUGUGUGGUGUCCUGUGGGGUUUGGCUGCUGCCCUGGCUGCCCCCUACCUCCACACUGCCGACCUGCUGGAGAUCAACGGUACUACCCAGUGUCUGGAGAGCCUAGGGUACAGCAAGGGGCUGUUUGUGACAGAGACGGUCGCUGGGUUCAUCCUGCCGUUAACAGUGUUCCUGGUGAGCAACGUAGCCGUGCUGUGGAGCGCCAGGCAGGCAGGGGGCGCCGGACCGACCUCUCCAACCUCCUCUUCGGCGACUGCGAGACAGAUGGCCAGGCUGUACCGGGUCCUCUUCCUCACCAUGCUCCUCUUCCUCUCCUGCUGGGUGCCCUACUUUACCUGCCGCUUCCUGCGGGCGCUGGCUGCAGGGCGGGCCGACCGGGCGGGGCUGUACCGGGCGUCGUUCACGGGGGCAUAUAUCUCUCUGUUCCUGGUGUACCUGAAGAGCUCCCUGAACCCUGUCCUCUACGUGUUCGCUGCGCGAGGCCUGGGGCGCACCGUCCGCGCCUCGCUCCCCUCCACCAUCGAGAGAGUCUUCAAUGAUGACUUGUCUGACUCCAAGAGUAGACGGACCCUAAGGAGGGACGAUUCACAGAUCUAGUGCCCUAAAAAGCCCUGUUAGAGACCGUACAUAUGGGAGAUUCACAGAUCUAGUGCCCUAAAAAGCCCUGUUAGGGACCUUGCAGUUUUACUAGCAGACUGUAGAGAUCCACUGUGACAUACUGUGUAUUACUGCAGUUUUACUAGCAGACUGUAGAGAUCCACUGUGACAUAUUGUGGAUUACUGCA
Salvelinus fontinalis (brook trout) is the source of this 1397-nucleotide messenger RNA. Its product is annotated as C5a anaphylatoxin chemotactic receptor 1. The transcript is spliced from 3 exons. Gene Ontology annotation, biological process: phospholipase C-activating G protein-coupled receptor signaling pathway; inflammatory response; positive regulation of cytosolic calcium ion concentration. NCBI's taxonomy places the organism in Eukaryota, Metazoa, Chordata, Actinopteri, Salmoniformes, Salmonidae. Bases 100 to 1209 code for a protein of 369 amino acids. Gene Ontology annotation, molecular function: G protein-coupled receptor activity; complement component C5a receptor activity. Gene Ontology annotation, cellular component: plasma membrane. The record is from RefSeq and is a predicted model, not a curated record.